Molecule: messenger RNA, 450 nt
Organism: Anastrepha obliqua
Lineage: Eukaryota; Metazoa; Arthropoda; Insecta; Diptera; Tephritidae
Product: putative nuclease HARBI1
Exons: 2
Coding region: 1-450 (149 amino acids)
Source: RefSeq, a predicted model, not a curated record
AUGUAUUACAACUACAAAAAAUUCUUUAGCAUCGUUCUGAUGGCCGUUUGUGAUGCCAAGUAUACUUCCACUGCAAACUUGAUGCAAAAUACUUUGCCACUACCGCCCCCCGCGCGAAUAUCUAUGGAAUCGCCCCAACCAUUACCACACCUUUUCGUUGGCGAUGCUGCAUUCCCAUUGAGAACAAACUUGCGAACCAAGCGGAUUUUUAAUUAUCGGCUGUCAAGAGCGCGUAGAGUAAUAGAGAACAGCUUUGGAAUAUUAACGGCGCGAUGGAGAAUUCUUCGCACGACGAUUGAAUAUGACCCUAAAAAUUGCGAAAAAGUAGUGUUAGCAUGCAUUGUGUUACACAAUUUUAUAAUUUUAAACUAUCACAAUCGUUGGUAUUGCCCUGAAAAUUAUGUUGAUCGACAAGAACCAGGCAACAUCGUUCAUUGUGGGGAAUGGUGA